ACCCUACCUCCGCUCCGAUACCGGCUUGUAGUUGUACAUGGUCAUGCUUUUGAUAUUUUUUCAUAAUAGGUAAUUUAUCCUUUCAGGAGUCAACAUGUCGAAAGUACUUCGCUAUGUUAUGUCCAUUGGUAUUAUGGGAGGAAGUCUCCUUGGUGGAUGGGUCUUGAUGAACACUAUCACUCCAGAUCCUGAAGAAUUAUUGAAGCGUCUCCCGGAAGCAGAUCCAGUAAAAAUGGCCGAGUCAAAGCAAAGGACGAAAGAACUCGUAGCAGCACUGAAAGCAGCAGCAGAAAGCCCCCAUCCUAUAUACAAAGAUAUAAAGCGGGAAUGAGAGAAUAGUUAAUGAACUGGUACUCAAAGACAACUGCCGUCUCUAAUGCAGAGAAUUGAGAAGUGAGCAUGGAAGAUCAAAAUAUGAUUGGUAGCUUCAGGCUCAGCGCAUUACAGGAAUCUGUGUCUUUUGCGAUAUACUCCAGGGAAUGAACGUCACUGUUUCUCGCCACUCGCCAGCCAUGUGACAUGUUGAGUUAAAUCUCCUUGUACGUUAUUCAGCAUUUAUGGGCAUUUUAUGGGCAUUUUAUGUCCGAUGUGACUUAGUUACAUAAUUUUGAUGAUGAAUAAACCUUGACUCCACAAUUACUAUUUUUCAAUGAGAAGAUUCAAGGCUUUAUGUAGGGUCUGUUCUGUUGUAUGCAUGGG
Molecule: messenger RNA, 699 nt
Organism: Strongylocentrotus purpuratus (purple sea urchin)
Lineage: Eukaryota; Metazoa; Echinodermata; Echinoidea; Camarodonta; Strongylocentrotidae
Product: ubiquinol-cytochrome-c reductase complex assembly factor 3-like
Exons: 2
Coding region: 95-331 (78 amino acids)
Source: RefSeq, a predicted model, not a curated record